AUGAAGAUCAUUGACCUCAAAGUCAUGGGUUCACUAUCGAGGUACUGCAGAAACUUGGCAAAGUCCAUUUGCAGCCGAGGGGAGCUUGUCAGAGCUGUGGACAGCGGAGAAAGAGAGUCGAGGGCAACUGCAUUAUGGAUUCUCAAGAUGAAUUUGAACUGGACGAAAGCUCGGAGCUGCGUAAAGCAUCAUGUAAUGGUGCACAGCUCCUGCAUCUACAUAGAGUUAUAUGAGCUGCCCACACACUUCUUCUCGCAGCUCCUGGCACAUCAACAACUGGACCUUCAUGCUGCACGAAGCAACACACCUGUGGUUCCUGUCAAGCUUGUUUACUUCCUUAUGAACAAUCACAGUGUACCGAAAGCCUGCUUCUCCAAACCUCCAAAGGCAGCGCAGCUACCCUACAUGCUAGACACAGUGCAGCUGUGCAUUAUGGGAGUUCUCACCAUCCUCACCACAAUCUCCAUCAUACUCUAUCUGGAAGAGGCUUUGUACCUUAGAAAAAAAGUGAAGUGUAUGGUAAAGAGAAGAACAUCUUUAUGGAGCAGUGCAGCCCCCACAGUCAUCUCAAUUUUUACCUGUUUGGGUCUGUGGAUCCCUCGUUCAACCGGGAUUAUAGAUAUUGCUAUGGGCACAUAUUUUGCACUCUGUUUCUACCUCAUAUUGAUGGUUAUAAUUGAAGGCUAUGGAGGUAAAGAUGCGCUUGUGAAGAAAUUUGAAGCCUCGGAGGUACACAUCAACACCGGACCAUGCUGCUGCUGCUGUCCCUGCCUCCCCCGCAUCAAACUCACCAAGAAGAAGGUGAACCUUUUUAUCCUGGCCGUCUUCCAGCUGGCCUUUCUGAAGCCAGCUUUUAAUAUUAUUGGUAUGAUUCUCGCAGCCGAUGGAAUUUACAAUGCGGAGGAUCUAUCAAGUCGCAGCAUCGCCUUCUGGAUGGGCAUUAUUCUUGGUUUCUGCACUGUUCUAGCAUUGUGGCCCAUUGGAAUACUUUUCCGAGAGGCCAAAGUUCACUUGGCUGAGAAGAGUAUGGGAAUAAAAUUUGCAGUUUUUCAGACGCUUCUCAUCCUCACCACUUUACAAACGUCAAUCUUCAAUCUCUUGGGCACUUUUGGAGUUCUUCCCUGUGCCCCCCCAUAUGCAUAUAGAGCCAGAGCCAGCAUGAUGAACAGCCAUUUGAUCAUCAUAGAGACGUUUAUACUGACGGUGUUGGCACGCACUGCCUACAGGAAGAAGGAUGAAUACGCUGGUUAUACAACGAAGGCACUUCCCAAGUCCAGUCCAGUGCGUUACCAAGUCCAGAGCGUUACCUAG
Messenger RNA from Nanorana parkeri, 1311 nucleotides. RefSeq names its product solute carrier family 51 alpha subunit (gene SLC51A). The transcript has 11 exons. The record is from RefSeq and is a predicted model, not a curated record. Gene Ontology annotation, cellular component: endoplasmic reticulum membrane; plasma membrane. Gene Ontology annotation, biological process: bile acid and bile salt transport. The coding region runs from base 1 to 1311 and encodes 436 amino acids. Gene Ontology annotation, molecular function: transporter activity. Lineage: Eukaryota; Metazoa; Chordata; Amphibia; Anura; Dicroglossidae.